Molecule: messenger RNA, 1524 nt
Organism: Dictyostelium purpureum
Lineage: Eukaryota; Evosea; Eumycetozoa; Dictyosteliales; Dictyosteliaceae
Exons: 3
Coding region: 1-1524 (507 amino acids)
Cellular component (GO): nucleus
Molecular function (GO): protein binding
Source: RefSeq, a predicted model, not a curated record
AUGAUACCAAGUUCAAUUUUAAAUCAAAACAAUAGAACUAAUGAAUUAAUUAAACUUUAUAAAGAAAAUUAUUAUAAUUCAAAAGGUAUCGAAUUAAGAACAAGCAACAAUAGCGAUAAAGAUCUAGGGGUAUUUUCAACAAGAAAAUUUAAAAAAGGUGAAGAAAUAUUAUCAAAUAUCGAACCAUAUGUCCACUCUGUUCCACAACAUAAUAUUGUGUGCGACUAUUGUUUAAAGAAUAAAAAUAAUGAAAAUUUAAAUACAACAAUUUCAUUAAAGAGAUGCACAGGUUGCAAGUUAAUCUACUAUUGUUCAAUUGACUGUCAGAAGAAAGCAUGGCCUAUUCACAAGCACGAAUGUAAAAUACUUUUAGCUGCUGCACAAGAAUCUUUACAAAUAAACAAACCAAUUAACACAAAAUCAACAGUUAUGCUUUUAAGAAUUUUUAUCAAAAGAAUGUUAGAAAUCCAAAAUAGCAACCAUAUAGAUAAAACUGGGCAAUUUGAAAUUAUUGAUUAUUUAUUAAACCAUAAAGAGGAAAGAGUCAAUGACAAUUAUAAAUCAUUUUCAAUGGGUAUUUGCCAACAAUUAAAUGAAGAUCCAUCAAAAGCACCAAUAGUUUUAGAAUAUUUAUUAAAAUUAGAACCAAACUGUAUAACCAUACCAAAAUGUGAAGCUUCAACCAUUGGUUUAUAUCCAUUAAUGGUCUUUUUUAAUCACUCUUGUAAACCAAAUUUAUCUAUUUUAAAUAACAAAAAAGAAUUAAAAAUCAUAUGCAAUAGAGAUAUAAACGAAAAUGAAGAAUUAUUUAUAAAUUAUAGUCCAUCGAUAUGCUACAGCAACGAAAGAAGAGAAAUGUUAAAACAAUGUUUUUUUUUCGACUGCAAAUGUGAAUUGUGUUUGAAAGAUGAAUUAGAAAAAUCAAUGGACUUAUAUAUUCUAUGCAAUAAGUGUAAUAAAGGAAGAGUUAAUAUUUGGUAUGAUGAAAAUAAAAAUAGAAUUGUAAAAUGUUUAAAUUGUUCAAGUGAUCACAACGCUGAUGAAAUAUUAAAAAAGAAUUUAAUUACAACAAAAUUACAAAAAUGCUUAGAUCAAUUUAUAAAUCAAAACUCUGAAUUAAAUAUAGACGAAUUCAAGUUAUUACUAAAUCAAUAUUGCAAACAAUUCUACUAUACAGAUCCAUUAUUUUAUGAAAUUGUGAACAAAACCGAUUUAUUUUUCCAAGAUUUUAAUAAAGAAAUAGAAACAAAUCAAAUGAAACAUUACCAUCAAAGAUACCAGGCACUAUUAAAACACCACUUUUUGGAUACUCAAAAUUUACAAUACGAAUACUGCCGUCAGUUAGUGGACUAUUCAAAUAUAUUAAUUCAAAUUGGUUAUUUCAAAGAAGCUUUAGGAAUUUUAAAAUUAUUAAAUAAAACACUCAGUAAAAUAAAUUACUAUGGUUUUAAUCAAGAAUAUUUAAUUUCAAUGGAAAAUGAACUCAGCUUUAAUAUUGAUGCAAAUUAUUAUCAACAUCAAUAA